AUGGGGUCCUUCGUGCAUGGCAUGGGGCCUUCGAUGUCGUAUUACAUACUUGGGAAAUCUGUCGACGCAGUUGGGAACAACUUAGGCAAUCUGGACGCAAUUGUCCAUGCACUUUCUAAGAUGGCAUAUCUGAGAUCAGUGCUCAGUCAAGAUGUUGGAGCUUUCGACACUGACUUAACCACUGCGUACAUCAUGGCUGGAGCAACAAACCACAUGAAGGUCAUACAAGAUGCAAUUGGCGAGAAGACUCUUUCACACAUCAAGACUGUCUUCUCAUUUGUUGGAGAAAACUCCGCAAUGAGAUCGUUCAUCAAAUGCAUGGACAAGCAAUACAAGCUAAGCAAGAAAGAGGCAAUGACAAAAGGACUAGUCUAUAUUGGAGCAGUAGCGGUAACUGCAAGAUCUGCGACAGCGGGUGAAACAAUUGCUGCCGUCAUUAACAUCCUCUCCGCUGCGAUAUAUAUCUCGAAUGCAGCACCAGAUCUCCAGGCCUUCAGCCAAGCUAAAGCUGCUGGUAAAGAAGUAUUUAAGGUUAUCAAAAGAAAACCGGCGAUAAGUUAUGAAUCAGAUGGAAUAAUCUUAGACAAGGUCACUGGAGAUAUUGAAAUAAGAGAGGUGGAAUUCACAUAUCCAUCCCGUGAGGAAAACCCAAUUCUUCAAGGAUUCUCGCUAACUAUACCAGCAGGCAAAGUCGUGGCUCUUGUGGGGAGCAGUGGAUGUGGGAAGAGCACCGUGAUUUCUCUGGUACAAAGGUUCUAUGAUCCUAUAUCAGGUGACAUUAUUAUCGAUGGUCAAAACAUUAAGGAACUCGAUCUGAAGUCCUUGAGAAGAAAUAUAGGUUCAGUAUCUCAAGAACCAGCACUAUUUUCUGGUACUAUCAUGGAUAACUUGAGAAUUGGCAAAAUGGAUGCAACUGAUGAAGAGAUAAUUGAAGCAGCAAAAACAGCUAAUGUGCACUCUUUCAUAUCCAAACUUCCAAACCAAUACUCAACUGAGGUAGGAGAAAGAGGUGUGCAACUAUCAGGUGGUCAGAAACAGAGAAUAGCAAUUGCAAGGGCUAUUCUCAAAGAUCCUCCAAUUCUUCUUCUUGAUGAAGCCACAAGUGCACUUGAUUCAGAAUCAGAGAAGGUAGUCCAGGAUGCUCUUGACAGAGCUAUGCAAGGGAGGACAGUUAUCUUGAUUGCUCACAGAAUGUCAACAAUAAUAAAUGCAGACAAGAUUGUUGUUGUGGAGAAUGGAAGAGUAGCUCAAUCUGGAACACACGAAGAAUUGCUGGAGAAAAGUACAUUCUACUUGAGUGUAUGCAAUAUGCAAAAUCUAGAGAAGAAAUCUGGCAAGAGUGAAGAAAGAUUUACUGAUCAAGGAGCAGAACAAGACACUGAAACAUACAAAGAACACUCCUUCACUGCCCAUGAACAAGAGAAGAAACCAGAACCCACCACAAAGCAACCAAAGCAAGGGGUCAGAAAGAGAACAUCUGCUUUCAACAGGAUAUUCCUCGGAACUAUGAAACUAGUACCACAAAAGGUUCUGCUGGGCUCCACAGCAGCAGCAAUCUCCGGGAUCUCAAGGCCUCUAUUUGCUUUCUACAUCAUGACAGUUGGCAUAGCAUACCUCGAUCCAGAUGCAAAGAGAAUGCACUAUAUCUAUGGCCUGGUCGGCGAAAGGGCAAUGAAUAACCUAAGGGAGGCCCUGUUUUCAGUUGUCCUUCGGAACGAAAUAGGCUGGUUUGAAGAAUCAAAGAACAGUGUCGGCUUCCUGACCUCACGUGUUGUCACUGACACCUCCAUGAUUAAAACAAUUAUAUCUGAUCGAAUGGCUGUUAUUGUUCAAUGCAUCUCCUCAAUUUUGGUUGCAACAGUGUUAAGCAUGGCAGUGAACUGGAGGAUGGGUCUAGUUUCAUGGGCUCUGAUGCCAUGUCACUUUGUCGCCGGCCUUGUACAGGUCAGGUCAGCAAAAGGUUUUGCUACUGACACCUUUAAGUCUCAUCGGAAGCUCAUCUCACUCACUUCAGAGGCUGUUAGCAACAUUCGCACAGUGGCGUCUUUUGUUCAGGAAGAAGAAAUACUCAGGAAAGCAGAUUUGGCAUUGCAAGAACCGAUGCGGAUAAGCAGGAUCGAGAGUAUCAAGUAUGGCGUAGUACAGGGGAUUUCCCUCUGCUUGUGGCAUAUGACACAUGCUAUUGCAUUGAGUUAUACCAUUGUGCUACUUGACAAGAGACUAGCAACAUUUAAAGACUGUGUGCGAUCAUACCAAGCAUUUGCAAUGACAAUAUCUUCCAUCACGGAGCUAUGGUCUUUGAUACCUAUGGUACUGUCAGCCAUUGCAAUAUUGGAUCCUGCACUAGACAUUCUCGACAGAGAAACGCAGAUUGUGCCAGAUGAACCAAAAGUGACCAGUGAAGACAGAAUUGUAGGUAACGUUGAGUUUGAAGAUGUAAGGUUCAGCUAUCCCUCGAGACCAGAAGUGACCAUACUAGAUAGUUUGAGUCUAUCUAUUGAGUCAGGCCAAAGGGUCGCAUUGGUCGGGCCAAGUGGUUCAGGAAAAUCCACAGUGUUAGCUCUUCUGCUAAGAUUCUAUGAUCCUUGCAACGGGCGAGUACUUGUCGAUGGUAAGGACCUCAGAAGCUACAACCUGAAGUGCCUGAGAAAGCAGAUAGGAUUUGUUCAGCAAGAGCCAAUCUUGUUCAACCUGUCUAUAAGAGAGAACAUCAGCUACGGGAAUGAAGGUGCGUCGGAAACAGAAAUAGUGGAGGCUGCAAUGGAGGCAAACAUCCAUGAGUUCAUAAGCAGCCUGUCAAAAGGGUAUGACACGGUGGUAGGGGACAAAGGAAGCCAACUUUCUGGAGGUCAGAAGCAAAGGAUAGCUGUGGCAAGAACUAUACUGAAGAAGCCCGUCAUACUGCUACUAGAUGAGGCGACGAGCGCUCUAGAUGGUGAAUCCGAGAGGGUGGUGAUGGACACCCUGGGCGCAAAGGGGUGGAAAAGCAAAGGUGAGCUUUCAAGCAAGCUGACAAGUAUCACGAUUGCACACAGACUGUCCACUGUCACAAACACAGAUGUGAUCGUCGUGAUGGACAAAGGCGAGGUGGUAGAAACGGGUAGCCACGCAACAUUGCUCGCAGCAAGCAAUGGCAUUUACGCAAGACUGUACAGUAUGCAAAUCAAAGUGGGUUAA
This is a messenger RNA of Lolium rigidum, 3177 nucleotides long. Its product is annotated as ABC transporter B family member 10-like. Gene Ontology annotation, biological process: transmembrane transport. The record is from RefSeq and is a predicted model, not a curated record. NCBI's taxonomy places the organism in Eukaryota, Viridiplantae, Streptophyta, Magnoliopsida, Poales, Poaceae. The coding region runs from base 1 to 3177 and encodes 1058 amino acids. Gene Ontology annotation, molecular function: ABC-type transporter activity; ATP binding; ATP hydrolysis activity. Gene Ontology annotation, cellular component: membrane. The transcript is spliced from 10 exons.